AUGGAGCAAACUUGAGACUCUUACAUCAAUUCCUUAAAUCAGAACUCCUUGCCCAGACGAGUUGAGUGGAGUCAGUUAGGAAAUGCUGAAGCAAGAGAGCCAAUAGGGUCGAAGGAGAGGUCAUGGAAGCAGGUGAAGAAGGAGGCAGGCAGAACCACAGAACUGGAGAGCUUCUGUGUGGGCGUCAAAGCUCGGAGCACAGGUGCAGUGACUCUCACCUGCAUCUCCACAGUGGAGGAGACUCUGCUGGGAGAAACUAAUGAGAUGGAGAGCUCUCUGGGAGGGGAACCUGCUGGCCCUCUGCCUAAUGCACCGUGCCUGGGACCUCUGAGAGCGGCACCUCCCGGAUUGCCCACGUGCCUGGCUGCAGCAGGACAUGCUUAUGUGUCUGUCGGUGGCGAUGGAGCGUACUUCCAACUGAUUGCAGAUCCGGUUUCUUUCGAAACUGUGGCUGACUUAGUUCUGUCCCUUCUCUUUCUCGAGAGUCCCGUGACCCACGGAAGUCCUCUGAACUUCCAGAACUUAGUCUCCAUGGAUGAUUUGCCCACGAUGCUUGGGGAAGGAGAAACACUGUCCUUAGUUGGCCUUGAUGAGAGUCAGGGGAGGAGGCUUCCCUUCCAGGAAUGCCAGGAUGACCAGCUCUACUCCAUGGACACCAUGGUGAGGUGGAAACACAGGGUUAGGGUGGAGGCGGACCUAAAGCUCCUCAGCCCCCUGGCUCCAGAGCACGUUAGUGGCCAUCUAGUUUUGCACCCUUACUUCUGAGUGGUGACGCAUCUGUCAGGUGAGCAAAGCAAAAUAGUCAGCAUCCCCUCCGAUUUGGACAUGAGUAUCACUGAGAUUAGCUGCUUAGAUCGAAAGCCCUUCGCGGUGACAACAAUGCGACAGAUACACAGUACGGAAAAAGACAAGUUCCCACUGAGAGUUAAAAUAAUGAGCGUGGUCCUGUCGGAGAACAGAGCCUACCCAGAGCCUUUGAAGUGUGGGCAGCUCUUAACCAUCCUUGGGACUGAAGAAGUGAAAGCAUUCGUUGCCACGGAGAGCUCCCAAGGAAACAAAGGGAGGUGUUUUCUCGUCCCAAACACCUAUGAGGGCCUGGUACUUAGAAGUCGCUGUUUUUAUGCUGCCUCUGAUGUUGCCGCGGCCAUGCCACAUGGGCAGCUCUGCUUCCAGUCCUCCAGGGCCUAUACCUCCCGCCUGGAGCCUUUUGCACCUCUCACAGCCAGUGAGUGCUUCCUGGCUCUGAAGAAGAGCAUGGUGUCGCUACACAGGGUGCAAGUCCUCAAGUGCCUUAAUAUUGCCACCAAAGCCCACGUCCAACUGCCUUUGUUUGCAGGAGAGCUCCUAGAGCCAUUUGGUGAGGCUGGACCAGGGGCCCUGCAGGAGCUGUGCCAAGUCACAAGACUGCCAUGCCACGUCAGAGUGGUCAGCCCAGAUCCUUCCAUGGCUAGAGACCCUCUGUGUGGAACUGGUGGGCUGAGGCUUGAAAAUAUCGUCAUUGAACAAUGCCUCAUAGUCGAGGAUGAAGCUUCUUCACUGGAGAACAUAGAGUCUGCGGAGGACAUGUAUGGAGGCUGGCCUGAGGCCACGUUUGAAAUCCCAACUGAGAGGUCAGGCCAUGAGGUCUUGGUGGUGGAAGAGUGCUGGUGGGUGGCUGAUGUGAGAAAAGAGAGCUGCACGUCGUUCCAGAACAUCCAGGACAUCACUGAAGAGUCUCUGGCCUUUAGUAAUUGCUUGGUCAUUCCUUGUCCGCCACCACCUUUUCCAAAGCCCAGAAAGUUUGUCUUAAAGCAGAAAAAGCGACUAUUAUCCCUCGUCUACAGGACACAGUGUCCACACACUCAGGAACUGAGUAUUUGGGGUUCACUGGAGCCCGAACGUAGCCCCCAGAGGUGGGAGCGCAGACGAAAUCACAGGUUGUUGGCACCCUUGCACAUUUGCUGUAAGUCACGUCAGCACUCCGCUGCUGUGACAAAUACCUGA
Molecule: messenger RNA, 1983 nt
Organism: Psammomys obesus (fat sand rat)
Lineage: Eukaryota; Metazoa; Chordata; Mammalia; Rodentia; Muridae
Product: protein THEMIS3-like
Biological process (GO): T cell receptor signaling pathway
Source: RefSeq, a predicted model, not a curated record